AUGCCACCCUCUCAGCUGAAGCAGUUGAAGGCCUCGCUCCGUGACAACGGAGUGCUCGGUCCCCAAAAAUCCAAGAAGGAAAAACGUCAAAAUGCAAAGACCGGUGUCGGUGCGAAGAAUCGCAACCAGCGCGAGGUCGCCUUGCAAGCCAUUCGCGAUCGCUUCAAUCCCUUCGAGAUCAAGUCUACCAACAAGUCAAGCAAGUUCGAUGUCACAACAAGAGAUGGCAACACAACUGCUGGAGGUGGUGCUCGCCCCGGUGUCACCAAAUCUCUCGGUGAAGAAAGACGUCGCGCUACCCUUCUCAAGGAGAUGAACAGCCGCAACAAGAUCGGUGGCCUCGUCGAUCGCCGUUUCGGUGAGAACGAUCCUACCAUGACGCCCGAGGAACGUGCCGCCGAGAGAUUCGCUCGCGAAAGUCAGCGCAAGAUGCGCAAGGAAUCUAUGUUCAACCUCGAGGACGAUGAGGAAGAGCUGCAGUUGACUCACAUGGGUCAAUCCUUGGCACUCGAUGGACCUAACCAGGAUGACUUUGAUGCGGGCGAUUUGGAGGAAGCGGGAUCCGAUGACGAGAGCUCGCGCAAACGCAAGCGAUUCGAAGAUUUGGAGGAAGGCCAGGAUCAGGAUCAGGAUCAGGAAGACUUUAUCGACUACGAAGAUGGAGAAGACCAACCUGGGCGUAAGAAGACCAAGGCCGAAGUUAUGAAGGAGGUCAUCGCCAAGUCGAAGUUUUACAAGGCGGAACGACAGCAGCUCAAGGACGAUGAUGAGGACUUGCGCGAGGCACUCGAUAAGGAACUCCCAGAUCUUUUCGACGCUCUUCGUGGCCUCAAGGCUCCUGCGAAGCCGGAGGCACCCAAGCAGGAUUUCUCAGAGAUGAACCCUGAGCGUGCCGCUCUUUUGGAGCAAUCGCAAAACAUGAACCCCGAGAAGGAAUACGACCAGCGCCUCCGACAGUUGACAUUCGACCAGCGAUCAAAGCCCACGGAUCGCACCAAGACCGAAGAAGAAAAGGUGGAGGAAGAAGCUGAACGACUCAAGAAGUUGGAGAGUGACCGUCUCCGCAGAAUGCGUGGCGAGGAACUCAGUGAUGAGGAGGUUGACAAUAUGGACAUGGACGAAUUGCCAGAGGACGAAGACGAGUCAGAGAUCGACGACGCCACACAUUUCGGUCUUCCUGCCUACCCCAUGCCUACGGAUUCCCGUCCGGAUAUGGGGGUUGAGGAUGAGGAUGAUUUCGUCAUUGACGAUGAUCUGGUUGAAACCAACUCCAAUGCCAGCCUUGAAAUCGGCGAGAGUGACAUUGAAGAAGAUUCUUCGGACGACGAGUCUGAAGGACCAGACGGAGAGGAUGAGCUCAUCAACGGCAUGACACUACCAACUGACGAGACCGCUGCCGCUUCAGCUGCUAUCGAGGUCAACCAGGAAUCAAACGGGAAGCUUGCCUUCACAUAUCCCUGCCCCAAGGACCACGAAAGCUUCUUGGCCAUUGUCAAGAGCGUUCCCGUUGAAGAGAUCCCCACGGUCGUCCAGCGUAUUCGAGCCUUGCACCAUGCCCGCCUCAAGCCUGGCAACAAGGACAAGCUUGGUCGAUUUGCUGAGAUUCUUGUUCAGCAUGUCUCUUACAUGGCGAAUGAGGAUGAGCAGCCUCCAUUUGCUAUCAUCGAAAACAUCAUUCGUCACAUUCAUUCUUUGGCCAAGAACCAUCCCUUGAACGUCACAAUCGCCUGCCGCGCUCUUCUUCGUGAAAUUGGCAAGGAACGCCCGCUCGACCUUCUCCCUGGUGACCUCGUCUUGCUUACCGCUAUCUCAACCAUCUUCCCCACAUCCGAUCACUUCCACUCAACGGUCACACCCGCUCACCUUUGUCUGGCUCGUUACCUGGGCCAGUGCUCCACCACAUCCCUCGCAGAUCUAGCGCGUGGCGCAUACGCUUCAAGUCUGUGUCUUCAAUACCAGACCGUCUCCAAGAGAUACAUGCCCGAGUUUAUCAACUACACUUUAAACGCCAUCUGCAACCUGGCCCCCACAGAGCCGACUACCAAGUUCGGUGCCUUCCCCUACCGGUCCUCCCAGGAACCCGUCCGGCUCGCUGCCACCAAGAAGGUCACACCACGCAAGUUGCAGUUCCGCGAUCUUACCACCAGCCCCUCCAACCCCCAGGCCGAGGGAGAUCUCAAGAUCUCGCUCCUAACCACCUUUGUUUCCCUCCUCGGCUCCGCCUCCGACACCUGGGCCGAGAAGUCCGCAUUCACUGAAAUCUUCACGCCCGCUCGAGCAGUGCUGAAGUUCCUCCGCUCAUCCCUCAAGAGCAAGGUCUACGCCCCAGCUCGGGACACCAUCCAAAGCACCACAGACAAGAUCGACGCCCACCUCGCACAAGCCCGUCUCGUCCGCCGCCCACUCUUCCUCCACAACCACAAACCUCUCGCCAUCAAGACCGCCAUCCCCAAGUUCGAGGAGAACUUCAACCCGGACAAGCACUACGACCCGGAUCGCGAGCGCGCCGAGUCCAACCGUCUCAAGAAGGAGUUCAAGCGCGAGAAGAAGGGUGCUAUCCGCGAGCUCCGCAAGGAUGCCAGCUUCAUUGCCCGCGAGAAAUUGCGCGAGAAGAAGGAGCGCGAUGCCGAGUACGAGUCCAAGUACCGUCGUCUUGUGGCGGAGAUUCAAAGUCAGGAGGGUCGUGCUGCGAACGAGUACGAGCGCGAGCGUGGCAGGAAAUAG
This is a messenger RNA of Penicillium brevicompactum, 2724 nucleotides long. RefSeq names its product snoRNA-binding rRNA-processing protein NOP14. Gene Ontology annotation, cellular component: small-subunit processome; Noc4p-Nop14p complex; nucleolus. Gene Ontology annotation, biological process: maturation of SSU-rRNA. The coding region runs from base 1 to 2724 and encodes 907 amino acids. The record is from RefSeq and is a predicted model, not a curated record. Lineage: Eukaryota; Fungi; Ascomycota; Eurotiomycetes; Eurotiales; Aspergillaceae. The transcript has 2 exons.